AUGUCUGGCAGCACUGAGAAACAGGUUGCCUAUACUGAGCAACAGCAGGAGAAGCGGAAGCUCAGCAUAACCGAAGUCCAACUUUUUGGUAAAGAGGAACACACUCAUGGUGCGCCCAUAGAGGACCUGGACCACCCAAGUCUUGACCUACUCCACCAACUCGCUAAGGGGCAAACGGAGGUAGUUUUCUUCACCGACGGCCAUCACCUUGUCCAGAUUUCAAGGCCAGAGGAUCUCGCUAGGUGCGGCGAUACCGAAACCACGGGGGACAUGCCUGAGGAGCAGGCCAAUGCCUACCAUGCCAAGUUCGCCAGGCGGGUCGGCUGCUACUGGAGGCUGACUUGCGGCUAUCGCGUCCGACAGUCGUCUAAUAUCUGUAACGCAAGAAAGGAGAAGCCUCUAUCGUUCUAUUUUGGUGAGGAUGCGUUCAUGUUUCUCGUCGCGCCUUUUCGAGGCCCACUGUCCCGCGCGUCAGGCAGAUGAGAAGUGAAGUAGGGCUUCCAUCCAUUCAAGGCAUCUUGUUCUUUAAAUUGGAACUCUACUCACUUAAGGCAACCGUAAUAUGUGC
Molecule: messenger RNA, 568 nt
Organism: Aspergillus uvarum CBS 121591
Lineage: Eukaryota; Fungi; Ascomycota; Eurotiomycetes; Eurotiales; Aspergillaceae
Exons: 2
Coding region: 1-483 (160 amino acids)
Source: RefSeq, a predicted model, not a curated record